Messenger RNA from Klebsormidium nitens, 2665 nucleotides. The record is from the annotation of a GenBank genome assembly. Lineage: Eukaryota; Viridiplantae; Streptophyta; Klebsormidiophyceae; Klebsormidiales; Klebsormidiaceae.
AUGGCCGCCAAGCGGGCACGGGCCUCCCAAGAGAAUGACCCACCACUGGGAUGGGCCUCGCCGCCCACGGGGCCCCGCACACCCGCGGACAAGGGCAUCCUCAGCCCUGCCCGGGUUCCUGCUCCCCCAGCUCUGGCGACCCAACGGGUUUCCUCUCAAGCCUUUCCGGCAGCUCUGCCCUGCGAUGGCCCCUGCCAUCAGUGUGGACAAGAUGACGGCGGCGCUGCUCUGCAGACAAAGCUCGGCCUGGACUUGGCCCGGGUCCUGUCAUAUGAGCGGGGUGGCGCGCGCAGCUGCCCGUGCUGCUGCCCCCGCACCAUUUCAGGGAGCAAGGCCAGUAAGGGAAAGGGCCGGACGCACAAACCCGCCGACGGCAGGGGAAAGCUACCUCCGUCAUCUACGCUCGCCCCUGAAGAGGAACACGUGAUGCGGGCGCGCAUGGAGAAGGCCCUGUGCCAGGCGGCGCGGCUGCAACGAGCCUGCGCCAGGAUAGCGGGCCGCGUGGGGGAAGUGCGCAGCAGGGCCUGUGAAGCUCGCGCGCUGUGGAAGUGGAGGUGGGCCGUGCAGGUGGAAAAGGCUGCGGCAUGGUCCGCUUCAUGCGAGGCCCAGGCCGCGCGCGCGGAGGUGCUUACCACGGAGGUGGCGGCUGGGGCGGCGCGACUGGGGGAGAGGCGCGAGUUGUGGGUGGCGUGGCGCGCGUGGCGGCGGGGCAGCCAGCAGCGCAGCCACGAGAGAAGGAGGGCCGUGCUCAAGGUGACGGCCAUGGCUCAGCGAGCACGGCGGGCGCACCUGCGGGGGGCGUUUCAGCGGUGGGCUGCCGCCACCGCCCAGCUGCGGCGCCGCGCUGCGCUGCUACGCCGGGCCGUGGCGCGCUUGCAGCACCACCACCUUGCUGCGGCCUUCGGCGCCUGGUGGGCAGCGGGGGCGGAGCAGCGGCGUCGGCGGCACUUGCUGGAGCGCGCGGUGCGGCGCAUGCGGCAGCUGCAGGUGGGCGCGGCGUUUGCCAGGUGGCACUCGCAGGCCCAGGCGAGGCGGCGGCUGGAGGGGAUGCUCGCCAGGGUGGCGCAGCGCUGGCAGCAGCGGGAAGUGGCGGCGUGCUGGGACACGUGGAGGGAGGCGGUGCGCGCAAGGCGGGUACUGCGCAGCAAGAUGGUCAAGGUGGUGCGCCGGAUGCAGUCGUUGCACCUGCACACGGCCUUCAGCGCGUGGCUCGCGUGGGUAGCUGCGCGCCGGUCUGCCCGGGACGUGAUGGCGCGCGUGGUGGGCCGCUUCCAGCACCGCGUGCUGGCGGCAGCACUGGCGGCGUGGCAGGAGCGAGUCCGCCACAGCAAGCGCAUGCGCACGACGGCCUUCGAGGCGAGCAUCCCACUUUCAUGCGGACCGCUGUGCUUCGCCAGUACUCUUCGGAUGACGAGCAAGUCUGUGAUUGCGCGCCUCUCGCAGCGCACGCUGGCCCGGGCCUUCCUCGCCUGGCGCCUCGUGCUCAUGCAGCAGGCCGCCGCCAUGGGACCCCGCGAUGCGGCGGACCAGCCAGGGGACGACCUCUCCGAAGGAGGCCCUGCCACCUGGCAGACAGUCCCCACCGUCUCGGAGCCCUUUCUGGCCUGGCGUGUUGCGGUGCGCCACAUUCGCAGGUGCCGGGCGGUGGCCCGGCGCGUCGUGCAGCGGUGGCGGCACCGCACUCUGGCGGCCGCUUUUGCGGCGCUGGCGGAGCACUUGCGGUCGCAGAAGGCGCGCCGGGCUGCGCUGAUGGCGGUGUGCAGCCGGCGGUGGGCGCGCCAGACGUGCGCGGGGCUGGCACUCGAGCGCUGGCGCGUGGCCACGCUGUGCGGCCGCGGGCGGCGGCUGCAGGCCCGGCUGGCGGCCGCAGAGGCAGCGGCGAAGGAGGCGCGCAUGCUGCAGCGGCAAAGCGCCCACGAGCACGCGGCCGCUCUGUCGCGGUGUGUCCCUGUGCCGCAGGUGACGGCACUGGCCGGGGCGCUCGAGGGCCGCCUCCGGACCCACGCAGCCGCCGCGCAGCAGGCCUCGCAGUGCACGGGGCGGCUGGCGGCGCUGCUGUGGAGACAGCGGUGUGUGGCACGCGCCUUCCACCGGUGGAGCCGCGCCAGCCAGGCCGCACAGGCGCGCCGCGGCCGCGAUGCGCUGCAGCAUGCCGAGACCGCGCUGAGGAGCAUGGUGCGCGAGCUAUCGGCGGAAUCUGCCAACCGGCGGCUGCUGGAGGCAAGCAUGGCGAGCAUCGUGACGGAACGCGCGGACGACGCGUGCAGCACCCGCGCCAUGCUGGAGGCCGUGGAGGAGCAGGUGCACCACCUGCGGGCACUGGUCCGCCAGGCAAGCCCAGGCGACCUGCAGCAAGGUCAGGAGGGGGUCGCAUCUUAGGGCGAAGGGGCAAGAAGUAAAGAAGCGCCGCUUAUCGACCGUGUAGUGGUUGAUUUAACACGGCCUUCAGCGACUUCCUCGCCCGAGUAUGGAAGUUGAAGCAAUCUGAGUUAGUCCGACUGGAAGGGAUAAAUUACACUCUGGCACCCUGCCUCGUUUACUUCUCCGAAGGCACACGGCCGCCAAGACAGUCGUCCAAGUCCACCAAGUAUCUGCAUACUUAAAAUAUCCUCACUCCGGACAUUGUAGAGUCGCAAUGAAGCAUGGAGAAUCCAUGAACUGAGCA